This is a messenger RNA of Lactuca virosa, 552 nucleotides long. The record is from the annotation of a GenBank genome assembly. Lineage: Eukaryota; Viridiplantae; Streptophyta; Magnoliopsida; Asterales; Asteraceae.
AUGGGUGGGUGUUUUUCAUCAAACCAAGAAGUGAAUGAUGCAAAGCAAUUGCCAAAGAAGGAUUAUUGGAAAAAGGGUUCAUACCCUCAUCAUCCCAACAUACUUAUUUCUGUCACAAAAGAUGGACAAAUAGCAAAUGGUGCUGUACAAUUUACUUUUCGUGAGCUUGCUACUGCAACUAAGAAUUUUUGUGUUGAGAGUUUUAUGGGAGAAGGUGAUUUUGGGUGUGUUUAUAAAGGUCGUUUGGAAAGAACCCAACAGAUGUCUUCCAACAAUGCUUUGGAUGUCAAGGAUGGGAAAGUGAAACCGUCCCAUGCAGGGCCUAAGAAGAAGUGAGGAUGUGGAGCACAGGAAGAUAAACUUAAUCAUGGGGAAUAGGAAGGCUUCACAUGUUACCAAGAUUGGAGUUUAUACUUUGUUUCUAAGUAGUGGGUUAAAGUUAGAUUUGAAUAAAUGUGUUUACUCGUCCGAAAUGGUGAGGAAUAUUAUUUCUUUUCAUGGUUUGUACAAACAAGGGUUUACCUUUUCGUUUGAUAAUAAAUGCGGUGAUAU